AUGCCUAUGAUGAUAGAGGAGGCCGAGUUGGGCCUCGAGCCUGUCGCCAUUGUCGGCAUGGCUUGUAGGUUGCCCGGUUCCGUGGACUCGGCGUCCAAGUUUUGGGACAUACUUCGCGAGAAGAAGUCUGUCCGCACGCCUCGAGUCCCUAGCAGUCGAUUCAACAUCGAUGCGCACUACCACCCGGACCUGUCACGCCCUGGAUCCUUCUCGGCGAUGGGAGGAUACUUCCUCGACGAGGAUCCGGUCGACUUUGACCCCAGUUUCUUCAACAUCACUCCCGUUGAAGCCCAGUGGCUCGACCCCCAGCAACGCAAGGUGCUCGAGGUCUGCUAUGAGGCUCUCGAGAAUGCCGGAGUUUCCCUCGAGGCAGCCGCUGGGUCUAACACGGGUGUCUACCUAGCAACCUUCACCAGCGAUUACCAGCAGAUCUCCAUCUUUGAGCGCGACUUUAGGCACAACUACGCGGCCACUGGCGUUGACCCCGGAAUCAUCAGCAACCGAAUCAAUAAUACCUUCAACCUACACGGCCCCAGCUGCGUCAUCAACACGGCCUGCUCGUCUUCUGUCUACGCCAUCCACAAUGCUUGCCAUGCGCUGCGCUCCCGAGACUGCACUGCUGCCCUGGCUGUCGGAAGCAACCUUGUCAUGAUUGUUGAUCAACACAUGAACACGGCGAAGCUUGGUGUUCUAUCUCCUACCUCGGAGUGCCAUACUUUUGAUGAGCGAGCAGACGGCUAUGGACGGGCCGAAGGCAUUGGUGCUUUGUAUCUGAAACGUCUCUCCGAUGCCAUCAGAGAUAAGGACGUAAUCAGGGGCGUCAUUCGAUCUUCUGCCGUCAACACCAACGGCAAGGUCGAAGGCAUGGGUAUCACAUACCCCAAUGCCCUAGGCCAGGAGAAGGUUCUUCGCCAUGCAUACAAGCGCGCCAACCUCAACCCCAGCAAGACAGCCUACCUGGAGUGCCACGGUACCGGAACCCCCACUGGUGAUCCCAUCGAGGUCAGAGCCGUGUCACUAGGUAUGAACGACACGAGAAGCACAGAAAAGCCGCUUCUUCUCGGUGCUGUCAAGGCCAGCAUCGGUCACAGCGAAGCUGCCUCUGGCAUUUUUGCCACGAUGAAGGCGGCGCUGAUGACAGAGAAUGCCCAGAUCCCUGGCGUUUAUGGUUUCGAGAAGCUCAACCCUAAUAUCAAGGCAAAAGAGUGGAAUGUUGAGAUUGUCAGGGACCUUAUGCCUUGGCCCGCCGAGUUCGAUGUCCGCCGUGCCAGCGUGUCGUCCUUUGGAUACGGAGGCACCAACGCGCACCUUGUCGUCGAGUCCAUCGAGAGCAUCUGCCCCUGGUAUGAGCACGGCAAGCCCAUUGCCACAGCCAAGUACGAUUAUGGCAAGAUUGAUCGACCGCUGCUUGUCACCAUGAGCGCGCAUGACGAGAAGACGCUCCGACGCAACAUCCAAGCACACAGCCAGAUAGCUGGAGACUACUAUCUCGUGGACAUGGCGUACUCGCUCAACGAGAGGCGAACCCAGCUGAACUCGCGCGGCUACGUCCUCGUCGAUGACGGUCACCAGGCCGAGGCCUUUAACACUGCCAAGUUUUCGUACGGGACCAAGCUGGGUCGACCUGCCAGAAUCGGCUUCAUCAUGACGGGUCAAGGCGCCCAGUGGGCACGCAUGGGCUACGAAGCCAUGCGGAUAUUUCCUCAGUUCGCCGAGACGCUACAUGCUCUUGACCGCGUGCUGCGGCAGAUAGAGCCUGUCCCGACAUGGCGCUUGACGACGAUACUGGAGCAGACGGCCGAGUCCAGCCGAGUUGGUGAGGCUGAGAUCUCGCAGCCAGUCUGCACCGCCAUCCAGAUUGCCAUCAUCGACCUCUUCGCCUCGUGGGGCAUCGAACCUGAAGUAACAGUGGGACACAGCAGCGGUGAGAUCGCAGCAGCGUAUGCUUCCGGUAGGACCUCAGCCCCUGAGGCCAUUCUGGCGGCCUAUUUCCGUGGCUACGCCGUUGCCCGGGCUGCGCCAGUUGGAACUAUGCUAGCCGUGGGCGUCGGAGCCGCCGACAUGCCCGAAUACCUGAGCUCUCUGGACGAGGACGUGGCGAGUCGUCUAGCCAUCGCCUGCGAGAAUUCUCCUGGCAGCGUCACCAUGAGUGGCAGCGAAGAGGACAUCACCUUGCUGAAGGAAAAGCUUGACCAGUCCAGCAUAUUCGCCCGGCAGCUCAAGACAGGCAAGGCGUACCACUCGCGGCAGAUGGAUGCAGUCGCUCCCUUGUACGCCGAGCUCUAUGCAAAGGCUCGCCAGUCCCUUGACGAGACGCAGCUGAGCUGGCGCCGCCCGCUCGUCGGAAUGAUCUCAUCCGUGACCGGGACCAAGCUCGAUGACUCGGAGCUUUCCAUCUCUUACUGGUGCGAUAACCUUCGCAACCGCGUGCUCUUCGACAAGGCCGUGACGACGCUGGGCGACAAGACAUCCGGCUUCUCCGAGGUCAACAUCCUCAUCGAAAUCGGACCCCACGCGGCACUGGGUGGCCCUACCAAGCAGAUUAUCCAGUCCAACGGCUACGACAUGCAAUACGUGCCCUCGCUGAUGCGCAGCGCCAACAGCGCUCACUCGCUGCUCAGGACGGUGGGCGAGCUCUACAAUCGGGGGUUGAAGGUCGAGUUCGGCCUCGUCAACUGCAUCAACUCACCGUCGCUGGACUCGCCGGCAAGCGGCAAACAUAGCAAGAAGCCUCGCUACCUCCCAGACCUGCCGCACUACCAGUGGAACUACGAGCGCAAGUACUGGUACCAGCCGCGCGCCAUGCAGGAGCUGAGAGAAUCCAAGUUCCCGCGCCACGACGUCCUCGGCCGUCGCAUCUUCGGCUUGUCCACCAACUCCUCCACCUGGAAAAACUUCCUUCGUCAACGCGACGUGGCCUGGUUUGCCGACCACAUUCUUGGCACCGAGGUCGUCUUUCCCGCGGCAGGCCACGUCUCUCUGGCCAUCGAGGCUCUUCAUCAGCAGCUGGACCUGGAGCCAGAAGCUGCCUCUGGUGUCCGCCUUAGAGACAUUAGCCUGCACAAGGCGCUGAUUGUUCCCGAAAAUGACGAGGGAGUGGAGGUGCAUACUCGUCUUGAGAAGUUGGCAGCGGGAGACUGGUACAGCUUCACCGUCGAGUCGUUCGAGGGUGGAAGCUGGAUCCAGCAUAGCAACGGGAAGAUCCAGAAGCUCCCCGACGAAUCCACGCAGGAUGAAGAGCCAAGCAGUCCAUACAAAGCUAGCCAGCUGCAUCGACAGGUAUCUGGGAAGCGCUGGUACCGGUCCUUCAACCGCGUCGGAUUCCGCUACGGAACCAACUUUCAGACCAUGGACAAUGUGCGAGCCAACGGAAAGGACCGCGUUGCCUCGGCCGGUAUCCAGGUGCGCACGGAAUGUCCUGCCAUGGAAAAUGAGUCUCGCUACCUCAUGCACCCGUCUACCAUUGACGGCUGUCUCCACGUCGUCAUUGCCGCCGUCCACCGUGGUCAGCACAAGGAGAUGCCAUGGGGAGUUAUCCCAGUAGAGAUUGAGGAGAUGACCGUCAAGUUCCCCGGCGAGCAAGACGUGAAUCGCCAAGGCAAGUGCACUGCCUGGGUCGAGCGAGCAUUGGACCGCCACUUUGAGGGAAAAGUACAGCUCUUCUCCGAGUCGGGCCGCUGCAUCCUCGACAUCAAGAACUGGAAGUUCGUCACCUACGACUCUGCCGUGCCGCCCAGCCUUGCCGAGCUCGGGCCGAAGAAGCCUUACAGCAAUGUGACGUGGGUGCCGGCAACCACAGAAGUGGACGACGAACCGGAGGAGGCCCGAGUCAAAGACGGGCGGAUCACCGUCUUCCAUGUUUCCAACGAGUCCAGUCUUGCCAGUGCUCUGAACGUCUCGGCUGUCCCGCUUACUGUUGCCAACUCUACGCUCGUCGACGACGGCCAGCUUCACAGCAUCGUCAUCGACGAUGCGGAUGGCUCCGUCUUGACCAACGGGUCGACGGAAGAAACAUGGGUAGCCAUUCAGAAGAUACUGCAGUCCGGCCACCCCAUUGUCUGGAUCACUAGGGGUGCAAACUCUGGACUAUCAGCGGCCAGCGGUACACCCCAAGGAUUUCUGCGCACCGUACGCUCCGAGGCUCUCUCCAGUCGGAUCAACCUGAUCGAUGCUGACGUGGACGCGACGACGGAGCAAGUAGCGGCAUUUGUUCAGCAGAGGCUCGCAGCCCUGUCCAGCGCCGUCGAGUCGAGGGGUGACUUGGAGCACUGGCUGACCAAGGACCGGGUUCUAGUCCCGCGUAUCGACACGAGUGAUCGUCUCAACGACCUCAUGUUCGGCCAGAAGGAGGCCACCGUUGAUACUUUGUCUGCCGACAAGUCUUACAAGGGCAUCAUCGUUGGCGACGAAGUCGUCUUCGAGACACCAGCUUCGGAAUCUCUGGUCGAGCUGGCUCCCCUCGAAGUUGAGAUACAGGUCUCCUUCACCACCAUCAGCAAGGAAAUUCUUGCCUCCAGACAUCUGGGGCGCGCACGUAUUGUUACAGGAACCGUUACGCGCAUUGGCCGAGACCUCGACGCCGGCCUGACUGGUCAAGCCGUCGUCGCAUUCACUCAGAAGACGCUCGAGACGCGCGUCGUGGCUACCGUCUUUGCUACACUGCCCGAUAGCUCUCAGGAUAUCGCUAGCUUCCUACCCCAUUUCGUCAAGGCCGUCGACUCAACCCUGCUUGCUACCAGUCACGGCGUUGCUCCCGGCGAUCACGUUCUCCUUUUGCCCGCUGCUUCGCCGCUAUUUGAGCAAUCCGUGGUGGAGCUAGGCGUUCAUCUCGGUUUCAGCGUCUCCAAGGUUCCCCAGGACACUGUCAUGGCACAAUCGCUGCUUGAAGCUUCCAAAGGACGGCGCAUCACUGUCAUCGCCGCCGCUCCGAGCCCCCUCAUCACUGAUUUCUGGCUUGCCAUGCCUCGGGGCGCCCGGUUGGUUUUGAGCGACGUAUCUGUCAAGGACUAUGCUUUGGACAUGCGCCCGUUUGCCCGCGGCGUGGGCCUCCAUGUCUGCGAUUUGUCCGAGGCCUUCCAAGUCGACCAGGCUGCGCUGCAAGUCACCCUUCAGACCAGCAUUGACCUGGUCAAAAGGGUUACGUUGCCUGCUAGUCAUUCUCUGAACGUUGAAGAGUUGUCAGACCUAGACAGUGCUCGCCGUGUUAUUGCAGAAAGUGGUGCCGAUGUCCUGAGCUUCAAAUACGGUGAGGACAAGAUCAAGUCACGUACUACUACUGAGCCUGUUGGUUUCUCCGGAGACAGCAUUUAUCUCCUCAUCGGGUGUCUCGGCGGCCUCGGUCGUAGCUUGACUACCUGGAUGCUGGAGAGGGGUUGCAGAAACUUUGUCUUCCUAUCCAGGUCCGGAACCGCCAAACCAGAGGCUGCUGAUGUCGUUCAGCAUCUCCAAGAAUCUGGAGCCAACGUCGAUGUAUUUUGCGUCGACGCAAGCGAUGAAACAGCCGUCGCCAAUGUUGUUUCUACUGUAUCGGCCCAGGGUAGCAUCAAGGGCGUCGUCCACGCUGCCAUGGUCCUCAAGGAUGGUUUAUACCAGACCAUGACCUUUUCAGCCUACCAGACUGCCAUGCGACCCAAGGUCGAAGCUGCCCUGGUUCUCGAUAAAGUGCUUGGCAACAUGCCACUCGACUUCUUCAUCAUGACGAGUAGUAUCUCGGCUGUGCUCGGCAACCAAGGCCAGGCCAACUACGCGGCAGCCAACAGCUUUCUUGACUUCCUGGCACUGCAACGCCGACGACAGGGACGUGUCGCAUGCUCCCUGGCACUGCCCAUGGUCGAGGAUGUCGGAGUGGUAGCCGAGAACACCAGCAUUGCCGACUCGUUGGCGCGCAAGAUGCCCUUCGGUAUAGACGAGCGUGAGAUGCUCAGCGGCUUCGAAGCCGCCAUCAUCCAGGGUGCAUCGUCGGGCAAGGAGGUCCAGCUGGGCGACGUUCAGCUGAUCCUCGGUCUCGAGCCGCAAGCCAUGCUCGUAGCCAUGGAAGGGCUGGAUCUGUCUGAUGCGUUCUGGUACAAGGACGAGCGCAUGCGGCCUAUCUUGGAGGAGCUGGAGGCUCUUGCCGCACUCACGGGCAAGACGGGAGGGGGUGGGGGGCUUGAGAGCUUCACUUCCAAGCUUGUGGGACUCUCCGCGGACGAGUCGCUUCUCGCCAUCGGGUCGCACAUCAUGGAGAGGUCAGCGCGAAUUCUUGGAGCCCAAGCAGAGGAUUUCCAAUAUGAGGGCACCUCCGUCUCGAGCCACGGCAUCGACUCUAUGAUUGGUGUCGAGCUCCAGUCUUGGUUGUUCAAGGAAUUCGGCGUUCAGGUCAGUAUCCAGAUCAUCUCGGGCACAAACACGACGUUUGCAGGAUUAGCUAGGAUAAUCUCAGAGCACCUUGGGAUAGUUUAA
Colletotrichum destructivum is the source of this 6441-nucleotide messenger RNA. RefSeq names its product Putative Acyl transferase domain superfamily, phosphopantetheine binding ACP domain, thiolase. NCBI's taxonomy places the organism in Eukaryota, Fungi, Ascomycota, Sordariomycetes, Glomerellales, Glomerellaceae. Bases 1 to 6441 code for a protein of 2146 amino acids. Gene Ontology annotation, biological process: fatty acid biosynthetic process; secondary metabolite biosynthetic process. The transcript is spliced from 8 exons. Gene Ontology annotation, molecular function: fatty acid synthase activity; 3-oxoacyl-[acyl-carrier-protein] synthase activity. The record is from RefSeq and is a predicted model, not a curated record.